UUGUUUAACGUCCUCUCGAGAAUCUUUCACUCGUAUGGAGACGUCACCAUUGCCGGUGUAGGGUUGCAAAAUUUAUGCCUAUGUUCGGCGCUUACGGCCUUUGAGCAGGGAGAGAUUUUUAUCGUGCCACACCUGUUGUGAGACAUGGCCUCAGUUUUUGCGGCCUCCUGUAAAGGACCGCCCCAUUUAGUCGCUUCUUACGACAAGUAAGGGGUACUGAGGACCUCGCUCUAACCCGGAGCAAAAACAACAGUGAAUUAGAAAGUGUGACGAGAAUAUGCUCUUCCAUUCUAUAAAUUGUUUGAAUCAUACGGAAUGGAUUAUUAUAAAGCUUCCGUUUUCUUUUUCUUUUUUAAUUGUGUCUUCUCAUGACAUUCGUAGAAAAUUGCUAAACAGAGAGUGCAACAAGCAGCUUUUUGAGUUUUAUUUUAUUUUUUUUUUACAAAAAUGUUAAUUGGUACUUUUAAAUUGUUAUAAACAAUUAGAUAUCUGCAGAGCAAGCGCAUACAAACUUUAUACAUGUAGUUUCUAAAACAAAGUUUAUAAAUAAAACAGCUACAUGGCAUGUGUCUGUGCAAGAGUUGGUACAUAUAUCGACCGAUACCAAGGAAUCCGCGAGCGCCCACGAACAAUUUGCAGCGGAAGAGCUUCGCGUCAGAACAGCUGACUGCUGUGUUACGAAUGGUCAAAGUCAUGGAUGCUCCCGAAAUUUUUAAAUUAAUUGGUAUUAUUGUAUGUUUCUUUGUUGUUAUUGUGGGAACUGCGAAAGUUCUGAGAAUAUAUUCCACUUUUAGUGACCCUGUCUUGAAGAAAAUCACCAAUUUAGUGAUCCUCAUCUCUGCAGUACCAUGUUGUUUACGCUUGGUUGCUCUCUGUGUUUCGCUAAUUUACGGCGGGUGGCCUUUUCACGAUCUCGGAUGCCAGUUGUAUGGUUAUGUCGACCUCGUGCUCUACUCGGGUUCAACCUGGAUCUUGUGCAUCGCCGCAAUGGAGAGAUAUUUCAAGUUCAUGCUACAAGUGGAUCAUCCGUCAACCUUCUCCGUGAAAAAUGUGAACAUGAUAGUCGUGGGGAUCUUCAUCCUAAUUAUCCUGUUAGCCACGGGGCCGCUGUAUGGUCUGGGAGAAUAUUCCUACUAUAGAGGUCACCUGAAUGUUUCUCUGGUCUAUCAUCCUCUCGGAGAAAAUAUGACAACAGAUGACUUUCUGUUUCCCAGAUGGUAUUCAGUUCUGUUGAGGAACGAAAUUGGGAGACACGCCUUGCCGAACCCAACUUUCUUAUUUCAAAACACGUUUCAAGAUCGUUUACACAUCAAGAUCGUUCAGCUGAGACAGACUGAGGUGGGAUUCAACAUGUUUCUCCGUUGUCCUUCAAGGCCAGUUGCUGAAGAACUAUGGCACAACCAUACAACAGGUGCCCUUGGCGAAAUAUUUAAAACCAUUGUAUGGUAUCCUGAACUCGCCCAGACCUUCAAUGUCAGGGAUGCAGUAAUCCACACGUUCAUUGAUAAGCAGGAAUAUGAGAGCUACACAGAUCAGUUCCUUGUCUUGCAAGAUUUGGGAGUGUGCAGUACUGAUUUGACAUCUAAGAACGUUCACGCAGUUGUGUGGUCGGUGUACCAGACCAUCCUAACUACAGCAGUUCCCUUCGUCCUGGAGAUUAUCCUGUACACAGUUAUGUCGUGUAAAAAACCAUAUAAUAAUAUCGCAGCCAUAGAUAAACACAUUCGUGGAGAUGACAUCCGGGCACUUCGGUUCUUCCGAAGUUCCUCAGUGGUGUGUUUUCUUCUGACUUCGUCGUAUUUUGCGAUCAUUAUCAUCAAUUUGAAUGGCGUUUAUAUACAACCAAUAGUGAUUUUCCUGACGUCACUUUUAUAUUUUGCGUCAUCAGUAUCUUUACUGGUGGCUUGGUUUGUUGUUGAGUGCGACCCCUUCGCUUGCAUUACCAGUGUUUUGAGGAAUUGUUGGAACGUUUCGAGAAGGAAAUUUUCAAGUGAGUGUGCGGAAAUUUCUAUCGGAAGAUCAACACUGAGUAGGAUGAAACAGAGGUCAUUUCCAGAACCCAAGACAUAUCUUUGAACUCAUAUCUCUCUUUUUUGUUUCUGUAUUUUUUUAAAUUUUAUUUUUUACAUCCCCCCCCCCAAUUUGCGAUGCAAAAUGCACUGUAAUGUAUUUGCAAUUCUGAAGAAUUAUUUCAUAUUAUAUGAGUCUACAUUCUCAUACCCAAUAGAGUCAGAGGCAAAAGUGCAGUAGUUUUACCAUAUAAUAUACGACUGUUAUUGCCGGGUCAGAAAAUACUUGUUGAGUCGGGCAUCAAAUCUGGAACCCCUGCAUUCAGUGUUCUAACCACCAAGCAACGUACCCAGACCGGUCUUCAUUUGAUAGUCUACCUCGGUACCAAACAAACAACGCUACCAUGUAAGGGUCUCCUUCUAUAGUGUCCAUCAGUUAUUUAAAGAGUAUCUCUAUUUGAUUGUAUGAUCUCACGAAUCACCAGUGUGAGACCAACAUCACCCAUGUGGGGUUUAAUAGAACCCUUCGUUAGUACGAGUGUCGGAUUUGGAAAUUCCACUAAGGGGACAAGAUUCACAGUCUAGGACGAGGCUUUGUCAAGUAAAUAAAGGAUUUAAGGCCAGAUGAUAUAAACAAAUUUUUCUACCUUUAGCACUGAAGAGUUCCCAUGGUAAAAAAAAUUACUUUGGUUGGUUUUGGUUUUCUCAUUUAUAGUUGUUUGGAACUCUUCUGUGUUUUAAGAGCAGGAAAGGGGGUCAGUAAACAAUGUAAACAAUUGUGAUGCCAGAGUCAUUCAGGAAAAAAUCAGGAAAAAUUAUUAGUAAAAAACGUCAUCAAAGGUUACAGAAUGCUAAGAAAGGUUAUGCAUUAUCCCUUGGACGUAAGAUAGUGAAUGUUGAUGCCAAUAACAACGUGGUGAUGGAGGAGAAGUUGGAUGAAUCAAGAAAAAAUGUUCGUCUGGUGAUAAUUCACAAGAAUGCCUACGAAAUGAAGAAACGUAUCCAUCUGAUGCAUCAGAGAGUGAGGAAUCGGAAGAAGAGCAUGAGAAGAUGAUUUGUUGGAGACGAGUUGUGGAAUUCUAGUGGACAAUUUGGAAAAAGGUUGUGCUGCGUGUGGUAGACCACUAGAUUUAACAACGCAUAAGACAUUGUGAGGACGAAAAACGGUAUGGACUUGGAUCAUUGCUAUAUAUAAGAUGUCAGCAGGAAGCAUGCAGUUAUCUUUCUCCUAUUUCUACUGGGAAACGUGACAUAAUGCAGAAAUUAAUGUAAAAUGGCACAUCAAAGAGAUCCUGUAUUAGGCAUUUCUUUAUUUUUUUUCAGAGAUGAAUAGCAAAGGAAAACCAAGAGUGACAACAACAACAAAAAAACACCCCAAAAACAAACAGUAAAAUCAUAAAUGCCAUUGUAAAUUAUUUUCAGAAGUUGUAAAAUUUUACUCUUAUAUUAUGGGAGAUAACUCUUCUUUGUCUUGAGAAAAUCAGCCAAUGUGAUAUUUACAAUUUUGCUUCUACUCAGAAAAUUCACCCCGUAUGGUAUAUGAUUUUUAAGUUUAUAUUACACUUUAAACAUUAAGUCAACAUAUUAUGAAGUUUAUUUUAAUUUGUAAAUCUUUACUGAGGGUACAAUGUCCAUAUAUGUAAUUUUAUUGAAGCAGCAAUUGAUAUUUUCCAAGUGUAAAAUUUGUAAUGCAUCAAUAUUUUACAUUUGAACUUGAUUAGACCCCCUAUUUUAUGUGUAAAUCAUGCAAACAAACAUUUCAAAUACAGUGGUAUCUUGAAUGUU
This is a messenger RNA of Ostrea edulis (European flat oyster), 3794 nucleotides long. RefSeq lists its product as uncharacterized. Gene Ontology annotation, biological process: G protein-coupled receptor signaling pathway. The transcript is spliced from 5 exons. NCBI's taxonomy places the organism in Eukaryota, Metazoa, Mollusca, Bivalvia, Ostreida, Ostreidae. Gene Ontology annotation, cellular component: membrane. The record is from RefSeq and is a predicted model, not a curated record. The coding region runs from base 565 to 2076 and encodes 503 amino acids. Gene Ontology annotation, molecular function: G protein-coupled receptor activity.